GCGAAUUGCUCUUGAAAUCAGAAACCAAAACAAACACAGCUGAGUUCAGAUUAGUUUGCGUAAGUGGAUGGUAUUUAAUUGCUACAGAAAAUCAAUGUCGUUUUAUGAAUAAAAUAAGUGAAAAUAUUCCUAUAUCCGGCACGAAAUGAAUUACUUUAAAACAGUGAUAAUUGGCGUCCCAAUUCGAUGGCUGUCCACUUCAAAAUCUAGGGGCACUUCCAUCCGAAACCGGAUCCGCGCCAAGCGGAGCUGAUGGCCCGCAGCCUCCCAAAGCGCCUCCCGCUGAGAGGUGUCCGGGACAUAGUGGUAGUUUCCUCCGGAAAGGGAGGCGUCGGAAAGACCACAACAGCAGUCAACCUGGCCGUCACACUGUCCACAAUGGGUAAAAAUGUGGGCAUUUUGGAUGGGGAUAUCUUUGGACCGUCGGUUCCGCUGAUGAUGAAUGUGGCGGAAUUGCCCCUGGUAGACGAGCACAACCUGAUGAUCCCACCGGUGAAUUACGGCGUAAAGUGCUUGUCGAUGGGUCUUCUGGUGGAAACCGGACCGGUGGUUUGGAGGGGUCCUUUGGUGAUGUCAGCCAUACAGAGAUUGCUCAAGGGUGCCGUUUGGGGCCCGCUGGAUAUAUUGGUAGUAGACACACCACCUGGAACGGGCGAUGUACACUUGUCCUUGAGCCAACAUGUGCCAAUUUCGGGGGUCUUACUGGUCAGUAGCCCUCAAAGAGCCGCUUUAGAAGUGACUAGUAAGGGUGCUGAAAUGUAUAAAACUUUGAAAGUACCCCUGAUUGGCUUGGUGGAGAAUAUGAGUCAUGUGAUAUGUGAUAAAUGCGACAAUCGAAUCGAACUGGCACAAAAUUCAACCAAAGACUUCGCUAAACAGUUAGGUGUGCAAGUGUUGGAAAGUAUUCCAAUCGAGAAGGAAGUGAUGCAGUGCGGAGAUUCCGGUACGCCUUUGUGUUUGAAGUAUCCUGAGUCACAAUUUGCAAAAGCAUACCGAAAUAUUGGACAGAAGGUGAUAGAUUUUCUUGACAAUAAACGAACAACUGUUACUUAACAAAAAUAGAUCUAUAUUACAGUUUAA
This is a messenger RNA of Aedes aegypti (yellow fever mosquito), 1080 nucleotides long. RefSeq names its product iron-sulfur protein NUBPL (gene Nubpl). Gene Ontology annotation, cellular component: mitochondrion. Gene Ontology annotation, molecular function: 4 iron, 4 sulfur cluster binding; ATP binding; ATP-dependent FeS chaperone activity. The record is from RefSeq and is a predicted model, not a curated record. Lineage: Eukaryota; Metazoa; Arthropoda; Insecta; Diptera; Culicidae. The transcript is spliced from 3 exons. Gene Ontology annotation, biological process: iron-sulfur cluster assembly; mitochondrial respiratory chain complex I assembly. Bases 253 to 1053 code for a protein of 266 amino acids.